This is a messenger RNA of Arabidopsis arenosa, 510 nucleotides long. NCBI's taxonomy places the organism in Eukaryota, Viridiplantae, Streptophyta, Magnoliopsida, Brassicales, Brassicaceae. The record is from the annotation of a GenBank genome assembly.
ACAGAGAAGAAGCACAAUCGAAAGGAAGGAGAAGACGAAGAUGUCGUUGGUAUGGUUGGAAGCGAUGUUACCUCUCGGAAUCAUCGGUGGGAUGCUUUGUAUCAUGGGCAAUUCUCAGUACUACAUCCACAAAGCUUAUCAUGGCCGUCCGAAGCACAUCGGCCACGAUGAAUGGGAUGUUGCUAUGGAAAGACGCGACAAGAAAGUCGUCGAGAAAGCUGGAGCUCCUUCUUCAUGAUCCGCUUUAUCUCUUUUGUGUUCCUCAGGGGCUUAAGGUGAAGUCUUGUGGUGACAAAUAAAGUGCAUUCCAGAAGAAGAGGAACCUGGGGGAUCUAGUACUUUCAUUCCCAUUUUAUUUUCCUUGGACAUAUUAAAGCUUUCAGAAUUCAGACCGUAAUGACAUUUGCUUUAUCAACAUUUCCCUGAUUGUGAUAUUUGUAUGCUUUUUAAGUUGCAUGAUACACUGAACUACUCUCUUGGUGUGUGAGUGAAUAAAUGAAUGUCUGGAAA